Molecule: messenger RNA, 1149 nt
Organism: Cordyceps fumosorosea ARSEF 2679
Lineage: Eukaryota; Fungi; Ascomycota; Sordariomycetes; Hypocreales; Cordycipitaceae
Product: extracellular cell wall glucanase Crf1/allergen Asp F9
Exons: 2
Coding region: 1-1149 (382 amino acids)
Biological process (GO): fungal-type cell wall organization; carbohydrate metabolic process
Cellular component (GO): fungal-type cell wall
Molecular function (GO): glycosyltransferase activity; hydrolase activity, hydrolyzing O-glycosyl compounds
Source: RefSeq, a predicted model, not a curated record
AUGUUCUCCAAGAUUGCCGUGGCUCUGGCCACUGUCUCGCUCGUGUCUGCUCAGACCUGGUCUGACUGCGACCCCCGUGUCAAGACCUGCACGCCCAACCCUGGCUUCGGCAAGGAUGGCGCCAACUGCGACUUCACUCGCGGUGCCUGCGAUGCCUUCCACACCAUGGACGGCAAGGCCGUGACGUACGACUCGCGCGGCGCCCUCGCCGCCAUGGACGGCGCCCCCCAGGCCCCGACCCUGCGCAGCGACAAGUACCUCUUCUUCGGCCGCGUCGAGGUGGAGCUGCAGGCGGCCGGCGGCAAGGGCAUCAUAACCUCGCUGGUGCUGCAGUCCGACACGCGCGACGAGAUCGACUUUGAGACGGUCGGUUUCGACAACAAGCAGAUCCAAUCCAACUACUUCUCCAAGGGCAACGACUCCGACUUCACCCGCGGCGGCUUCCACGCCAUCGACAACCCCUUCGGCGCCAUUCACAAGUACACCUUCGAGUGGACCCCCGAGAAGAUCGACUGGAUCAUCAACGGCGCCGUGGUGCGCACCCUGACCCGCACCUCCGUCGGCGCCGCCUUCCCGCAGAGCCCCAUGCAGGUCAAGCUCGGCGCCUGGGUCGCCGGCUACGAGGGUGGCCGCCCGGGCACCAUCAAGUGGGCCGGCGGCAUCGCCGACUUCUCCCAGGGCCCCUCCAUCGCCAUCUACAAGAGCAUCAAGAUCGUCGACUACGCCGGCGGCAGCACCGCCACCAGCAAGGACGUCAAGGAGUACGUCUACACUGACAAGACGGGCGACGCCCAGAGCAUCAAGAUCAAUCUCAAAGACGGCACCAGCAUCGACGGCGGCAACGGCGGCUCCUCCUCCGCUUCCGCUUCUGCCUCGACCUCCGCCUCCAAGACGAGCUCCGUCCAGUCGAGCACCACCUCGGCUGCCUCCGCCACUACCGUCGUCACCUCUUCCACCAAGAACUCCAGCGCCACCGUGACUUCGUCGCCCAGCUCUGCGGUCAACGGUACCAACACCACCGUCCUCACCACCGCGUCGCGCACCUCUACCAGCUCUACCACUGCGUCCGCCGUCCCUACCAGCGCUGCUUCUGGCGCCGGUGCCGCCUUUGGCGUCGCUGCGCUCUUCCUCGCUGUUCUCGCUAUCUAA